Messenger RNA from Elephantulus edwardii (Cape elephant shrew), 660 nucleotides. RefSeq names its product coiled-coil domain containing 127 (gene CCDC127). Lineage: Eukaryota; Metazoa; Chordata; Mammalia; Macroscelidea; Macroscelididae. The coding region runs from base 1 to 660 and encodes 219 amino acids. The record is from RefSeq and is a predicted model, not a curated record. The transcript is spliced from 2 exons.
AUGGGUUGGAUUUGGUCUAGAGAGUCUCAGAAGGAAAUAGAAAGAGAGAGAGAAGCCUUCCGUCAGAGAACAGCUGCCUUCCAACAGCACCUUGAGGAGAAGUACCACACCAUGAUCUCAGAAAAUCGCCGGGCUGUUGCACAGCUGUCCUUGGAGCUUGAAAAGGAACAAAACAGAUCAAGUAGCUAUCGAGAAGCCCUUAUCUCGCAGGGCCGCAAGCUGGUGGAAGAGAAGAAGCUUCUGGAACAGGAACGGGCGCAGGUCAUGCAAGAAAAGAGGCAGCCCUUGCGGAGAGUGUAUGAGAGCUGCCUGGAGAGGGAGGAGGACUGGCAGAGGAGAGCCCGGCUUCUGCUGAAGGAGUUCGAGGACGCGCUGAGCGAACGGCAGAGCAUCUUCUGCAGCCUGGUCCUCCCUCGCCGCAGGCGGCUGGAGAUUGAGAAGAGCCUGCUGGUCCGCGCGGUCACUGACCCCGUGGCUGCUGACCUGGAGAUGGUGACUGGCCUCACAGACAUAUUUAAACACGACACGUACUGUGGGGACAUCUGGAACACCAACAGACGUCAAAACGGGAGGCUCAUGUGGCUGUACCUUAAGUACUGGGAGCUGAUCGUCGAACUGAGAAAGUUUAAGAGAGUAGAGAAAGCCAUAUUGGAAAAAUGA